Diceros bicornis minor is the source of this 5436-nucleotide messenger RNA. It is a transcript of the gene FAM53B, whose product is annotated as family with sequence similarity 53 member B. The record is from RefSeq and is a predicted model, not a curated record. The transcript is spliced from 4 exons. Gene Ontology annotation, biological process: protein import into nucleus; positive regulation of canonical Wnt signaling pathway. NCBI's taxonomy places the organism in Eukaryota, Metazoa, Chordata, Mammalia, Perissodactyla, Rhinocerotidae. Gene Ontology annotation, cellular component: nucleus. The coding region runs from base 1 to 1296 and encodes 431 amino acids.
AUGCCUGAGGUCCUUACCAUGGUGAUGAUCCUAAGUAAAAGCCUCGACAAACAGGGAGCUGACUUCAUAGCAUGCAGGACCUUCAACCCUGAGCUGCACACGCCAAAGAAGAUGAGUCAAGGACCGACACUUUUCUCUUGUGGAAUUAUGGAAAAUGACAGAUGGCGAGACCUGGACAGGAAAUGCCCUCUUCAGAUCGACCAACCAAGCGCCAGCAUCUGGGAAUGCCUGCCUGGGAAGUGUCAGGACAGUGCUCUGUGGCACCGGGAGGCAGCAACCGCCUGCGCAGUGACCAACUUGAUCAAAGACCUCAGCCUCAGCGACCACAAUGGGAACCCCUCAGCACCCCCUAGCAAGCGCCAGUGCCGGUCACUGUCCUUCUCUGAUGAAAUGUCCAGCUGCCGGACAUCAUGGAGGCCCUUGGGGUCCAAAGUCUGGACUCCUGUAGAAAAGAGACGAUGUUACAGUGGGGGCAGCGUCCAGCGCUAUUCCAAUGGCUUCAACACCAUGCAGAGGAGCUCCAGUUUCAGCCUCCCUUCCCGGGCCAACGUGCUCUCCUCGCCCUAUGACCAGGCGGGCUUUCACCACCGAUUUGGAGGCCAACCCUGCCAAGGGGCACCAGGCUCAGCCACCUGUGGACAGGCAGGCGACAUCUGGAGCUCUGACCCGAACCCCAUGGGAGGGGGCCGGCUUGACAUGCAGCGGUCCCUCUCUUGCUCGCAUGAGCAGUUUUCCUUUGCAGAGUACUGUCCACCCUCAGCCAACAGCACACCUGCCUCAACGCCAGAGCUGGCGAGACGCUCCAGUGGGCUCUCCCGCAGCCGCUCCCAGCCAUGUGUCCUUAAUGACAAGAAGGUCGGCGUUAAGCGGCGGCGCCCUGAAGAGGUGCAGGAGCAGAGGCCUUCCCUAGACCUUGCCAAGAUGGCACAGAACUGUCAGACCUUCAGCAGCCUCAGCUGUCUGAGCACGGGGAUGGAAGACUGCGGCCCCCACAGCCCUUUCGCCCUCAUCAGUAGCACCAGGUCCUGGACCGCCUUGCUCUCGGCCUCGGCCUCCAGCACGGGGGGCAGGACCCCGGCCGGGACCCCGGUCCCCGAUCCUCUCCCCCCGUCCUUUGAUGACCACCUCGCCUGCAAGGAGGAGCUGUGCUGUGAGGAGUCGGAUGGCUGUGCCCUGGACGAGGGCUACGGCAGGAGGGGGGAGUCGGCUCCAGCCUGGCGGGACCGCAGGGCCCUUGAGAACAGCCCCUGCUCCCUGGACGGCGAGCUGGACAUUGAACAGAUAGAGAACAACUGAGGGGGUCGUGGGUCCCUGGUCAGGGGUGGGGGUGCAUUAGAAUCGACAGCCUCCCUCUGGGCACUAGGUGGGCACUUGAAAAGGGGAGCCCCACUCCUGGGCCUGACGGAAGCUUCUGGAGGGCACUGGCUCCCAGGGGGCGAGCCCACCCACCUCCCAGAGAGGCUUUCCAGCCUUCAGGGUUCCUGGCUCAGUGCAAGCCGACCUGGCCACGCCACGCAGUGGAACGCUCAGCCUCUCACAGCAUGGCAGCCAUGGUCCACGGAACUGCUGUAGCCGAUAAAGCAGCUUCUUGAUUUGGGUCUCUUCCCCCUUUUCCUCGUGGGACAUCGGCGGCCCCACUGGGCAGUUGUGGCAUUUCCGGCAGGGCUGGCCUGCUCUGCAUGCUGACUCCCGGCCGGCGUUUCCGACUGGUGGGGCUUGUCGGGGCGGCCUGGGCUCAGGUCCAUCCAGUGGUGUCAAGGCCCUUCUCGGCCUCCUGCUCAGGUUCAGUUUUGGGGGGUCGGCCCCACAGCUUCGUUCACUCAGUUUUAUUCCGUGCCUUCUCUCCCAGGUCUCCCUGCUUCGGGCUUGGGAAAGUUCGGGAGACGCUUCCUUCUGUAGUAACACCUUGGCCUUAAUUCCAAGUGUGGAAGAUAGAGAUGCCAGGGUGGCCCUCCAUGUCUGAACUCUUGGGGGCCAGGGAACAGCUUGGGUGCUUGUUAGAGGUCAGCUGUGUUGGGUAGACAUUUGGUGGAUCUUUUGGCUGAAAAGACAGACCCACUUGCCUCUCCAGUGGUGUGGAGAGCCUGACCCCAUGGCUCUCUGCCACCCUGGGAGCCAUGUUGGCAGGGCUGGCAGAUGGCAGCCGUUCUCCUGGCUAACCUGUCCCUGCACGAUUAGCUUAGUUGAUUCAGGUGCGUGGAGAGGUGUCACCAUAAAAGGGCGACCUCUUAAAAAUGUCCUCAGAAGGUAGGAGCUAUGAGCAGGGGCGCAAACCCAGGCCCUGGCACAUUUUGGGGGUGGAGGAUGUUUGCUGGCUGCUCUGGGGGGCCUGGGUCGGGGGCCUCCGAGGUCCUUGCAGGAUUCCAAGCAUGUUCUCCUUGGUGGGUGGGGACUGCUGGCUUUAAUCAAGGUGCACUGUCCACCUCAAGACAAGCCUACCUGCUGGUCAGCUGGAGGGACAGAGUGUCUUAAGUGCUGCCUCCCGCUGCAGCGCACCCACACGCACAGAGCUUGACACCUGCACCAGCACUGGCUCCCACACCCGGCAGACUCCCCGACCCCCUGAGGCUUCGCUCUCAGGCAGCUCCCCGCCCCAGCCCGGCUUGCAGACAGACCACAUGGGCUUUGCUCUCUCGGAAUCUGGCUUUUAGCAAACUCGGCAUCUUCCACAGAUGAUAGCAAUUAGGUUGACUUAUGAGCAAGUGGCUCCUUUUCCCAUAAGGCUAAAAAUAACUGGGGCGUUCUCUCGGGGUUGCUGCCACGUGAUCAAGGUGCUUUCGCAGUCACUUUGCUUUGGCUCCUCCCGUGUUGACAGCGAAUGCCUCACUUCUGCAGGUCGAGUACAAAUGGUUCUCACCUUCUUUCCCCUAAAGACCCUGUUUGGGAAACUACUUAAAAUUUCACUUUUUUACUGUAUCAAAAGUGUGGUGGCUCAAGGUCUGAUUUGUAACCUUAAAAUGCAUGCAGAAACCCCAACUCAAUGGCCCUCCGAGGUUGUGUUGAAAGCAUCUGGUUGAUAGCAUAAUGGGUGUGCGGGUGCUGGGCAGGCCCUGUGGCAGGAGCCAGCUGCGCCUCAGUGGCUCCCAUCAAAGGCACAUCCACUUGGGACCCUGGAGAGCUAACCCGGUGAGCUGGCAGCUCUGGGUACACGAUGACAUCUUGCCUGAUCCCCACCAAGUGGCUUGUGGAGACCACGUCGUCUUAGAGCAAAUCUGGAGAAGGCUGGGGCAGCUGUGUGAUGUCCGGCAGCAUACGAACUCAGAGAGCACGCGCUGGGGCCUCUGAGGUGGGAGGUAUGGCAUCUGGCCCACACCAAGAGUGGCCACAGAGGGAGCGUGGCCUCUACAGCAGCCCUUCCUGUGGAAGGGGAGGCAGGGCUCCAUCUCCUGGUCCACACCAGUGAGGGACGGGGGUUGAGCCAGGAUGGGCUGAGUCAGCUGCCUUUCCUCAGGGCCAGGAGGGGAGGCACAUGGUGGUGGGUGUGUCUCACAGGACUGUGGUACGGGUGACCUGCCCUCAGACCCUGCCUGCCACCAACCCCUUCUUAGGCCUGGUGGCAGGGAAGGACAAGCAGGGGAGCUUCUGAGAUGGCCCCCUCCUUCCUACCUCCCCCCAGGCUGGUCCCAUCUGCCUGCAAACCCAGCCCCAGGGCACUUUCGGGCAGAAGUGAUCCCGGCCCAGGGCAGGGCAGGGCAGGGUUCGGUUGUUUCUAGCUUCCUCAGGUCCCUCUGGGCUGUCUGUGCCUCCUCAGAAGCUCCUAGCCCAAGCCCAUACCAGCAGCAGUGAGGGGAGAGAAUGGCCGGUGUCACUUCUGCUCAGAGAAAAAAAUGACCUUCAGGUGGUUUCAUGUUUGUCUUUUGAUUGGAGAGAGCAGACCCCACUAGAAGAUGCCACCACACUGCCCACAGAGGCCCAUUUGUGCUCAACCCACUGGCAUAAAGAUUUCUGCUCUUGUAGCUCUUGGAGGGGCUCACCCAGGAGGCUCCCUUGGACCCCGUGUGGCUGUCCCCCUGGGGCAGCUGUAGGCUGGUGGACUCACCCUGCAGGUGCCACACUUUUGUUGGGGCCCUGCCUCUCGCAGCCGAUGCCCAUGAACUCCUGCCUCUGAUGUGAGACUGAGGAAAUUCAGAGCCAGGAAGGAGGGCUGUGCCAGGCCGCCCCCCUGCCCAGGGGGCCCUGAAGGACGAGCGGGGUCGUGGCUUCAGGAGAGCAGUGUGGGGGGAGAGGCUCGCUGUCAUAUGCAUCCCGGCUCACUCCAAAGGCACGUCUUCUCCACCCUCAGCACUAAUGGACUGCUGUCUGCCUAGAGGCUGGCCUGGGGCUGGCCCAGGGCAGGGCUGCAGCCUCCCCACUUAGAUUACCGCCAACUCGCUUGCCUUACUCGCGGUGGAGGCUGGCCUGGCUGGGCCUGCAGACAGACACGAUGUUCAGGCCACAGGGGAGCUUGUUCUGACUAGACAUACGGAUUUUCAUUCUUAGAAAGCCUUACUUUUCAACAAAAUUUUUGCAGCAGGAGAGUUUUGUGAAUUUGUAUGCUAAAAAAAAAAUAAAGGAAAAGCCCGCAUUAAAAAGAAAACAACCCAAAUGUCCAGAUGGGUCUCCCAGUGCAGGGGGGCGUGUGAGCUGGGCUGACGCUGCCGAGGGGGCGUUCAGGGCACUGCCUCUCUGAGCAGGCGUCCGUGGAGUUUAAAACGCACCCUGGGUGCUCUGCCAUAGGCUCAGGCUUGGCGUGGGCUGCGCCUCCAUGUCCGUUGACGAGGUUCAAGUAGUGUGCACUCUGGCCUCGGGGCCGGUCACCUAAACGAUGACCACUUCAGGCUCUGCCGCCUGGGGCGUGAGCAGUCCAGCCCAGCAGCGGGCUCGGCAGCCCGGCCAGGACACGGUGGGUGCUGCCCAGGUGCUCAGCUCGUUGUGUAGGCAAUGAUGCUGCAUCUUGCCAUGUCCACACCGUUGGUCAGACACCUCCCCUGGGUGCCAGUCAGAGAAAACCAUGCCUCUUUUUAAAGAGAAAAGAAAAGAAAAAGAUUAAAAAACAAAUCUCAGACCACAGCAGAGAUCUUGUAGCCUAGAUAGGAUAAUCUGACCUAGCAUAGUUCUUUGGCAGAUUGUUUUCAGUGCGUGGAGAUGUCCUGGGAGCUCGGGUAACAGCGUGCAAGCUGUUUCUGGGGGUGUAGCAUGCUUUCCCGAGCCGUACGUUGUUGGUGUUGCAGAGCCUCAGGAGGUAAGGUGGCCAGGACGUGUGGUGUCGGGCCAAGCCCCUGCCUGGGCGAAGCAGUCUGUGCGGAAGGCACUGGGUCUGUGUCUCGCCUAUCUCCACCCACUGCAGCCUGUCCUCCGUGCAGGCCAUGACUGUCUUGCACUAGAGCCGCUCUAGUCUCUCAGGAAUUUGCUUGUUACUUUUACUGUGUAAAUAAAGCUUCCUGGUUCAGUACCCAA